This is a messenger RNA of Impatiens glandulifera, 1180 nucleotides long. Its product is annotated as mitochondrial uncoupling protein 5-like. The record is from RefSeq and is a predicted model, not a curated record. Gene Ontology annotation, biological process: phosphate ion transmembrane transport; oxaloacetate transport; thiosulfate transport. The transcript has a single exon. The coding region runs from base 163 to 1062 and encodes 299 amino acids. Gene Ontology annotation, molecular function: oxaloacetate transmembrane transporter activity; antiporter activity; succinate transmembrane transporter activity. NCBI's taxonomy places the organism in Eukaryota, Viridiplantae, Streptophyta, Magnoliopsida, Ericales, Balsaminaceae. Gene Ontology annotation, cellular component: mitochondrial membrane.
UCCCCCUAUAUAUAUUACCGAUCUUCUCUCGUCAAACAAUCAACAAAAUUUGCGUCUUUUUCGCACCUUUUCAUUCAUCUUGUGAGAUGAUUUCUAGCUUCAAUUGAUAAUACAAAACAGAAUCGUAUCUAAUUCCUCUUCUUCCUCCUCAAAUUCUCCGAUAUGGGUCUCAAAGGAUUCGUCGAAGGAGGCAUUGCUUCAAUCGUCGCCGGUUGCAGCACUCACCCACUUGAUCUAAUCAAAGUCCGAAUGCAAUUACAAGGCGAAUCUAACAUAAACCCUAAUCCAUCAACUGUCCGUCCACCUAAAAUGGGUCCAAUCGCCGUCGGAUUUCAAAUCAUCCGACAAGACGGAGUUAAAUCACUAUUCUCCGGCGUAUCCGCCACCGUUCUCCGACAAACCAUGUAUUCAACAACCCGAAUGGGUUUAUACGAUAUUAUGAAAAACAAAUGGACAGAUAAAGAAUCUGGUAAUCUCUCACUUCAUCUGAAAAUAACAGCCGGUUUAAUCGCCGGCGGAAUUGGCGCCGCCGUUGGUAACCCAGCUGAUUUAGCGAUGGUUAGAAUGCAAGCAGAUGGUCGUCUUCCUUUAGAACAACGUCGGAAUUACAAAAGCGCGAUUGAUGCGAUUACUCAGAUGACAAAGAACGAAGGUAUUACUUCUUUAUGGCGUGGAUCAGGGCUAACUGUGAAUCGGGCUAUGCUUGUUACGGCAUCGCAGUUAUCAUCUUAUGAUCAGAUUAAGGAAAGUAUAUUGAAGAAAGGGUUGAUGAAAGAUGGGAUUGGUACCCAUGUGACGGCGAGUUUUUCUGCCGGAUUUGUGGCGGCGGUGGUUUCUAAUCCAGUGGAUGUGAUAAAAACUAGGGUUAUGACUAUGAAAGUUGAAGAGGGAAAAGCACCGCCUUAUAAUGGAGCCGUUGAUUGUUUGAUGAAGACGGUUAGAUCUGAAGGGUUGAUGGCUUUGUAUAAGGGUUUUAUUCCGACCAUAUCUAGACAAGGACCGUUUACUAUUGUGCUCUUUGUUACACUGGAACAGGUCCGUAAGUUGCUUAAGGAUUUCUAGAUGAUGAUGAUGAAAACAAUCUUUGAUUAAGUAAUUUCAAAUAAGAUCAAGAAAAAGUAUUUCAUUGUUUAGAAUAAUGGGUUUUAUUUUUAUUAUAUUAUAGAAACUAUUUUAUUGA